Mauremys mutica (yellowpond turtle) is the source of this 1148-nucleotide messenger RNA. RefSeq names its product phosphatidylinositol glycan anchor biosynthesis class F (gene PIGF). Lineage: Eukaryota; Metazoa; Chordata; Testudines; Geoemydidae. The record is from RefSeq and is a predicted model, not a curated record. Gene Ontology annotation, cellular component: endoplasmic reticulum membrane. The transcript has 7 exons. Gene Ontology annotation, biological process: GPI anchor biosynthetic process. Bases 269 to 928 code for a protein of 219 amino acids.
CAACGCGCGCUGAGCGGCCACCUACGCAGAGACUAGAGCGAAGGGGCAGGUGAGCCCCGUGACCUCUGACCUCGCGUUCGGCGUAGCCCCGCCCACUGCCUCAUGGGUGAGAGUCAGGAACCAGUAUAUCACAGAGUUGUUGCAAACACUUCAGAGGAAUGUUGUACAAAAAAAAAUCAAAAAUGUUCUUAUUAGUUGUCUCAAAAUCAAAUUAAUCAGCAGUGAAUCAGCAUCAUCUAGGCUGUGUGGAUAUUCAAGAUAGAACAUCAUGAAAGAUACAGAAAUAAAGAGACUGCUGUCUGCCCACAUUGUCUCUGUUUUGUCCAUUAUCCUAACAACUAUUGUUCCACCUCUCUUCUUGGAGAACUUCUCAGUUUUGGGAACACACCUUAUCUGGUUGUGCAUCUGUUCUAUUUGUGUAACUACUGUAAAUAUAAUCUUGUAUAUAAUACUUAAACCAAAUCCAUCUUCUAAGAGAAUUUCAUUUGCUCACAAGGUAACCAAAUUUCUAAAAUGCUGUGUGUUCUUCUUCAUAUCAUGUAUACUGUUUCAUGGAAUUAUCGUUCUUUACGGAGCACCACUAAUAGAGUCAGUGCUUGAGACGUUUCUGUUUGCAGUACUCCUAUCUACGUUUACUACUUUACACUGCUUGUGUAUGCUGGGACCAAACUUCCAAGCAUGGAUAAGGGUAUUCAGUAAAAAUGGAGCUAUGUCCAUCUGGGAUAACAGUCUACAGAUUACCACGAUGUGUAGCAUAGUGGGAGCAUGGUUUGGAGCAUUUCCUAUUCCUCUGGAUUGGGAUCGGCCUUGGCAGAUCUGGCCCAUUUCCUGUUCCCUCGGAGCUACCUUUGGCUACGUGGCUGGCCUCAUUAUUGCACCUCUGUGGAUAUACUGGAAUCGGAAGCAGCUUACAUACAAAAGCAGAUAACGGGGGCAGAGAGAAGGUAUUUCUUUGUGCAGAUCCCACACAGACUGGGCAGAAAUUUUUAUGUGAUCAUAGCAAGAGACUAUUGAAAUAUUUUCAAUGUGGUUCUGGGCCAAGCAUCUCCACUUAGGGCAUUAUUUAUAUGCUAUUGUUGCCAGCUCUACGCUUUUUAACCCCUGAGAGAUUGUAUCUUCCAGUCCAAAUAAAGUAUUUGUAAAAGAUG